Setaria italica (foxtail millet) is the source of this 4693-nucleotide messenger RNA. Its product is annotated as splicing factor 3B subunit 3. Gene Ontology annotation, cellular component: nucleus; U2 snRNP. The record is from RefSeq and is a predicted model, not a curated record. Bases 194 to 4276 code for a protein of 1360 amino acids. Lineage: Eukaryota; Viridiplantae; Streptophyta; Magnoliopsida; Poales; Poaceae. Gene Ontology annotation, biological process: mRNA splicing, via spliceosome. The transcript is spliced from 15 exons. Gene Ontology annotation, molecular function: U2 snRNA binding; protein binding.
UCGGUUUGGCUCACCGGCUUCGCUAAUCGCCGCUGGAUCCACCAGUCUAACUUGGCCUCCUCCUCCCUCCCUCCCUCCCUCCCCUCCAGCGAGGCGAGCACGUGGCCGAAUCAGCUGACCGAACCCUAACCCUACCUCUCUCUCUCUCUCCCUCUCUCCCACCGUCGCGAGGCUUCUCGAGGCGGCGGCGGAGAUGGAGACCUCCACCACCGGCGGCGCCUCCGCCUCGUCGGCGGCGGCGUCGUCCUCCUCGGGCCCCUCCACCUCCGCGUCCGCGUCCGGUUCCGCCGCCGGCGCCACCCACUACCUCGCCAAGCGGGUGCUCCGGGGCAGCGCCGUGCUCCACGUCGCCGAGGGGUGCUUCCGCUCGCCCGACUCCGCCGACGUCGUCCUCGCCAAGGAAACUUCGCUAGAGUUGGUUGCUGUUGGUGAUGAUGGUGUUUUGCAGUCAAUCUGUGAACAAGACAUGUUUGGGAUUGUAAAAGAUAUUGGUGUCUUGCAAUGGCACUCCAGACAUAUUGGUUUAAUUCCACAGAUAGAACACAAAGAUCUUCUGGUUGUGCUUUCAGAUUCUGGAAAGCUUUCCCUUCUUUACUUUUGCCCUGAGAUGCAUAGGUUCUUUGCAAUUGCCAAUAUUGAGUUAUCCAAACCAGGAAAUCUGAGGCAUCAGCUGGGAAGAGUUUUAGCUAUAGAUCGAGAAUCUAGUUUUGUUGCUGUCAGUGCAUAUGAGGAUAAGUUUGCUCUUAUACAAGUUUCAGUGUGUCAGAGUCUUCAUGGUUCUGGCAGAGGUACCAUUUCUGAUAAGAAAUAUUUUUAUCCACCAGAAAAUGAAGAGGAUGAAAGAACUGUAAGUGGUGCAUCUAGGACCAGCGUCCGCGGUACGAUUUGGAACAUGCGCUUCAUAUCUACAUCCCAAGAUGAAGAGUACUAUCCAGUUCUGGCAAUGAUAAUUAAUAGGAAGGGCUCUGAUGUGAAUGACUUGUCAUUAUUUGGACAUGACUCCAGCAGUGGUGUAAUCAACCACAUCUCUAGUUAUUCAGAAAUCGGACCAUUGGCACUUGACAUAUCAGAAAUUCCUGAAAUGUUUGGCUUUGCACUUCUGUUUCGUGUUGGUGAUGCUUUAUUGUUGGAUCUUAGAAACCCAAGGAACGUCUGUUGUGUCCGAAGAAUUAGCUUGACGACUAGCCUGAUUGGAGAGCCAGUCACCGUUGAAGAUUCCUGUUCAGUAUUAGACGUUGAUGACGAUGUGGCUGCUUGUGCUUUGCUAGAAUUGAGAGAUUCUGCAAAUAACAUACUGAAGGAUGACGGUUAUAUGGACAUUGAUGGUGUUGACAGCAGAGGUAGCGUGAAAUCAAGGAUCGUUUGCUCAUGGAGCUGGGAGCCACCUGACCCUAUCAAACAAGGAUGGGCAAGGCUUCUAUUUUGCUUAGAUGAUGGAGAGUUUCAUAUUUUGGAGUUUACUGCCGAUGUUGAAGGAGUGAAGUUGUGCACCUUUGAGUAUAUUGAUAGGAGUUUGCCCUGCAAACCUCUUUUGUGGAUGAAAAAUAGAAUGAUAAUAGGAUUUGUAGAGAUGGGGGAUGGUAUAAUAUUUAAACUUGGACAUCGUAGAUUGUUUCACAAAAGCACAAUUCAGAAUGUAGCACCAAUAUUGGAUCUAGCGAUUGCUGAUUACCAUGGUGAGAAACAGGAUCAGAUGUUUGCAUGUUGUGGUAUGUGCCCUGAGGGCUCUUUGCGAGUUCUACGGAAUGGUGUCAAUGUGGAGAAACUUCUGAGGACCGAAGCUAUUUAUCAGGGUGUUACUGGAUUGUGGACUUUGAGAAUGAAGAUAACUGAUGCUUAUCACUCUUUUCUUGUGUUAUCAUUUGUGGAGGAAACCAGAAUACUAUCAGUAGGGAUAAGUUUUAACGACAUCAGUGAUGCCGUGGGAUUCCAGCCUGAUGUUUGCACUUUGGCAUGUGGUUUGGUGGCUGAUGGUUUGCUCGUGCAAAUUCACAGUAAAGGUGUAAAGCUCUGUUUGCCUACAGUAUAUGCUCACCCUGAAGGUGCCCAUUUCACUUCUCCAAUUUGCACCAACUGGUAUCCUGAUGUUACUAUCAGUGUUGGUGCUGUAGGACAUAAUGUUGUUGUUGUUGCUACAUCAAAUCCUUGUUGCCUUUAUGUCCUUGGAGUUAGAUCAUCUUCGUCUUACCAGUACGAGUUGUAUGAGACACAGCACGUUCAAUUGCAAUUUGAAGUAUCGUGCAUAUCCAUCCCGCAAGAGGAUUGGAGACCUGAUAAUGUAACUUUAAGUGGUGGAGAGCGUGAUGAUUUUUGUAACAAUCCCUUGGCUAAAGUUAAUAUCCGCAAGUUUGCUGUUAUUGGAACUCAUAAACCUUCUGUGGAAAUCAUCUCCGUGGAACCUGGAGAAGCAUUAAGGUUAUUGACUAUUGGGACUAUAUCAGUGAGCAAUGCACUUGGUGCUCCAAUUAGUGGUUGUAUACCUGAAAAUGUGAGAUUUGUUGCGGCUGAGAGGUUUUACAUCCUUGCAGGCUUGCGAAAUGGAAUGCUACUAAGAUUUGAGUCGGAAGCAAGCGAGCAUUAUUUUCCUGGUUCCUUCUACAAGGACUCUUCUAUCCCAUCUGUUGAUACAUUUCUUCAGUUGAUUUCUAUACGGCGUAUUGGAAUUACUCCUGUAUUCUUGGUACCAAUACAUGAUUCAGCCAAUGCUGAUAUCAUUGUUCUCAGUGAUAGGCCUUGGCUAUUACAUGCGGCAAGACAUAGUCUGGCAUAUUCAUCCAUUUCUUUUCUUCCUGCUUCUCAUGUGACGCCAGUAUCAUCUGCUGAUUGCCCCAAUGGUCUACUGUUUGUUGCUGAGAGCUGUUUGCAUUUGGUUGAAAUGGUUCAUGGGAAGCGAUUGAAUGCACAAAAGUUUUCAAUUGGGGGGACUCCAAGGAAAGUGCUAUACCAUAAUGAAAGCAGAACACUGUUGGUACUAAGAACUGGGCUAAGUGGUGCAUCAUGUUCUUCAGAUAUUGUUCAAGUAGAUCCACAAAAUGGGGUAUUGCUUUCCAGAUAUAAAUGUGAACCUGGUGAAACAGCAAAGUGCAUGCAAAUUACAAAAAUAGGAAGUGAUCAAGUUUUAAUUGUCGGGACCAGUAGAUCUGCUGGACGGCCAAUGAUGUCAAAUGGUGAAGCAGAAAGCAGUACCAAGGGACGCCUGAUUAUUUUAAGCUUGGAGGCUGUUGAAAGUCCUCGUGAGAGCAGUUCAUUUAUUCCAACUUCCAGUUUUAAUCCCUCUUCACAUUCUGGCUCUCCUUUCCAUGAGAUUAUUGGAUAUACAACAGAAGAAUUUUCUAGUAACAGCCUGUGCAGCAGUCCUGAUGAGUUUUGCUGCAACCAGAUUCAAGCUGAACAAAUGGCAGGACAUUUGAGAUCGUUAACUCAUGCUUCCUUGAGUGGUGCAGUCCUUGCCGUGUACCCAUAUCUAGAUCGUUAUGUGUUGGCAGCUGCUGGUAAUACGAUUUAUGUAUUUGGUUUCGCAAAUGAAAAUCCCCAUAGGAUGAAAAAGUGUGCUGUUGGUAGAACACGGUUUACAAUAACCUGUUUGAAGACAUUUGCAUCACGGAUUGCAGUUGGUGAUUGUCGUGAUGGUGUUCUAUUCUAUUCUUAUAAUGAGAGUCUUAGGAAACUGGAGUUGAUCUAUUCUGAUCCUGCUCAAAGAUUGGUGGGUGAUAUUGCUCUUUUAAAUUGUGAAACUGCUGUCGUAUCAGACCGGCGUGGGAGUAUAUCUGUAUUAUCUAGCGCAAGAUUGGAAGUUUCAGAAAGUCCACAGAAGAACUUAGCUGUAAAUUGUUCAUUUUAUAUGGGCGAAACAGCUAUGAGCAUUCAGAAGGCUGCAUUCAGGUAUCGGCUUCCAAUUGAUGAUGAUACUGACCCGGUUCUUGAGACGGCUUAUGACUGUAUCGUGGCAAGUACCUUGCUGGGGAGUCUCUUUGUUAUGAUUCCGCUUACAAGUGAGGAACAUCAGCUGUUGCAAGAUGUCCAAGAAAGGCUCGCGGUGCACCCGUUGACUGCACCAGUCUUGGGAAAUGAUCAUGCAGAAUUUCGUCAGCGCAGUAUCCCAUCAGGAGUACCUCCCAUUCUUGAUGGCGAUAUGCUAGUGCUAUUCUUGGAGCUCACUGGUGAGCAGCAGCAAGCCAUCCUUUCACAUGCUUUGCCUGGGAAGGGGCCACGUGCGCCUGUCUCGGUUUUCCAGGUUUUGCGAACAUUGGAGCGUGUCCAUUAUGCACUCAACUGAGGGUUUCUCCAAACAAACUUGCUUGACCUUGGCAGUUUGAGAUGGUCGCAGCUGAGGGUUGAUUAACCUUCACAGCUGGUUGCUAAAAUUGGUGCCAGGAUACUAUCAGAAUGUGCGAAUGAUGAUGCAGCUGGAGCAUAAGAAAAACUCAUAAUGCGGUGCCCUGUUUGUGACUAGGCACCAGAUUGGUCAAAAUUCCUGUAUAUAUAUAACCUGUGUUCGGUGAAAGGACGUUGGUACAGCCGCUGCUUUGUUGGACUGUUGUAUGCUGCCUCCUGAAUAGAAACGACAUUCUUUUCGUUUGUUUCCCAGAUAGAUAAUGUAUGCUUCUUUCUAGGUCUCUGUUUUUUUUGGGCCAGUUGGUGGGAAGCUAUGAGAAAUAAGGAAAACCAUUGGCACUUGCGUGCUAUUUGGUCU